UCUGAUCCAUGUAAGGGCUCCCCCCCCUCCUCCCUCCUACUCCUCCGGUCGGACGGCCACAUUCCCCGCUACCUCUCACCCCAGAGAAACCCCGAUCUGACGGCCAAGCAGCGCGGACAACAUGGCGUCGGGCGUGACAGUGAACGAUGAGGUCAUCAGGGUGUUCAACGACAUGAAGGUGAGGAAGUCUUCGUCUCUGGACGAGGUGAAGAAGAGGAAGAAGGCCGUGCUGUUCUGUCUCAGUGAGGACAAGAAGAAGAUCAUCGUGGAGGAAGGUAAACAGAUCCUGGUGGGAGACAUCGGGGAGACCGUGGAGGACCCCUACGCCUGCUUCGUUAAGCUCCUCCCACCCAACGACUGUAGAUACGGGCUGUACGACGCCACCUACGAGACCAAGGAGUCCAAGAAGGAGGACCUGGUCUUCAUCUUCUGGGCUCCAGAGAACGCUCCUCUGAAGAGCAAGAUGAUCUAUGCCAGCUCUAAAGACGCCAUCAAGAAGAAGUUUACAGGUAUCAAACACGAGUGGCAGGUGAACGGGCUGGACGACAUCCAGGACCGCGCCACGCUGGCAGAGAAGCUUGGUGGUAACGUGGUGGUGUCUCUGGAGGGUAAACCCCUGUGAUGUCACGGCGGCAAGCGGAGCGGAGCCAAAACAACCGCCAUGCCAUAGGACCGAAGCACCUAAACACCGCCGCUCUGUAUCUGGUCCUCAAGGACUUAGCGUCUUUAGGCCUCUUUCUUUUCUUUUUGUUCCUUUUGCUUUUUUCCAACAUGAAGGAGAUCUCAUUAACAUAAUGAUAUGCAAACCCCUCCCACUUUGUUGCCACAUGACUUCUGUUCACCUGGCAGAUAAAAACCCAGAAAUGACCCCCAACCAAACCAGGACGGUUGUCUCUCUUGCUCAGAGUUUUGCCAAAAAGUCGAUGUGAAGGAAGCAGCCACACGUGUCGGGGGGGCGAAGCUCCGCCUCCUGCAGCACACAGGUCAUGAGGCUUUUUACAUAUGACUUUAUUUAUUAUUGUAAAGUGUUUGUUUCUUCUCCAGUAUGUUGACACCACAUCGUUGUUACUAUGAGAAGAGGAAGAGCACUUUGUGUCGACACCGUGGUAACGCCCGUUUACCUCCGCUCAUCACCGUUUGGUCGUCACCUUACUUUCACUUUGAAUGUAAACGCCAGUUAGUUAGAGUGCAUUUUUAUUUUGUAAAGAAACACUACAGGAAGCAGAUUUGACCCCAGCAGUGAGAGACAACAACAACAACACAACGACAUCUGGAGCCUUAAAGUGGAACACGUUGUUUCUGAGAUCACAUGAAGCCACUUUGCAAUAAAAUCCUGUGGCAGAUCUGA
Molecule: messenger RNA, 1348 nt
Organism: Anarrhichthys ocellatus (wolf-eel)
Lineage: Eukaryota; Metazoa; Chordata; Actinopteri; Perciformes; Anarhichadidae
Gene: cfl2
Product: cofilin 2 (muscle)
Exons: 4
Coding region: 122-622 (166 amino acids)
Biological process (GO): actin filament depolymerization
Cellular component (GO): actin cytoskeleton
Molecular function (GO): actin binding
Source: RefSeq, a predicted model, not a curated record